CUGACUUCCAAUCAGCACCAUGGACGAAAUAGGAAUUAACGUUUCGGAAAAGGAGGAGAGUAAUGUGUCAUCUGAAUCAAGGCCAAGUACAGCCCAGACCUUUAUCCAUACAGACCCACUUGCAGUAGAUGUAGAUGAUCUAUAUGUCAAAUACAAGAAACUGCAGAGACAACUGGAAUUCUUGGAAGUUCAGGAGGAAUACAUCAAAGAUGAACAGAAGAAUUUAAAGAAGGAGUACCUACAUGCCCAGGAGGAAGUGAAACGUAUACAGAGUGUACCACUUGUGAUUGGUCAGUUUCUGGAGGCAGUUGAUCAGAACACAGGAAUUGUGGGAUCAACGACAGGGUCCAAUUACUAUGUGCGAAUUCUGUCAACAAUUGAUCGUGAGUUGUUGAAGCCUAGUGCCAGUGUUGCCCUACACAAGCACAGCAAUGCAUUGGUUGAUGUCUUACCACCCGAGGCUGACAGCAGUAUCACCAUGCUGGGUGCAGAUGAGAAGCCAGAUGUCCAGUAUGCAGACAUAGGAGGCAUGGAUAUUCAGAAACAGGAGGUUCGUGAGGCUGUAGAGCUACCUCUCACACACUUUGAUCUCUACAAACAGAUCGGUAUAGACCCACCUAGAGGUGUUCUCAUGUUUGGUCCUCCUGGCUGUGGAAAGACUAUGUUGGCAAAGGCAGUGGCUCAUCAUACUACAGCUGCGUUUAUCAGAGUGGUUGGUUCAGAGUUUGUACAAAAGUACCUAGGAGAGGGACCACGUAUGGUGAGAGAUGUCUUCCGCCUUGCCAAAGAAAAUGCACCAGCUAUUAUCUUCAUAGAUGAGAUCGAUGCUAUUGCAACUAAACGGUUUGACGCACAGACAGGAGCUGAUCGUGAAGUUCAGAGGAUCUUGUUGGAAUUACUUAACCAAAUGGAUGGUUUUGACCAAACAGUUAAUGUUAAAGUAAUAAUGGCAACUAACAGACAUGACACACUAGAUCCUGCCUUGCUACGUCCUGGUCGUCUAGAUCGUAAAAUAGAGUUCCCACUGCCAGACAGACGUCAGAAGCGUCUAAUCUUCUCUACGAUUACUGGAAAGAUGAACCUGAGUGAGGAAGUUGAUUUGGAAGAUUACGUUGCAAGACCUGAUAAAAUCAGUGGUGCUGACAUCAAUGCUAUAUGUCAAGAGGCUGGUAUGCAAGCUGUACGUGAGAACAGAUAUGUUGUCCUGUCAAAGGACUUUGAAAAGGGAUACAAGAACAAUAUAAAGAAAGAUGAAACGGAACAUGAGUUCUAUAAAUAGACAAGAACAAUCAGACAAUAGUACUUCUUCAGUGGAAAGACACGGCAUAUGUUCCUCGAUGGGCAAAACUUGAUGUUCAGAAAUUGUAAAUCUUGGGUUUUCUUGAUGAAUUGAAAGAACAUUCUCUUAAUACAACAUGACAUUUCUGAAGCAAUACAUGCCUAAGAAAGUGAGAAAUCACCCAAGCUAUGGCGGUGUUAACUGUUAAGUGUCUAAUAUUGAUUCAGAAGUACAUGUUAAUGGCUCUAGUUUGGCUGUUUGUAAAACAAUUAAUUCAUAGAUGUCUCGAAUCUUUUUGAACAAGAUUAAAAAUACAUUUCUUAAACAUUGCAAAGUGUUCGUAUAUGUUUAGUAAAUAAAUAAUUUAAAAAAAAUGUUGAUCUUGAGAUUCUACAGAAUACAGGGUGCCCCAGAAGUAAUUAUAAUUAUGCUCUAAAAUUUUUAUUCAAAAAGGAAGCAAUAUAAAAUUCACACAAAAUAAAGAUCAAGGUGUAGGCUUCGUUUUGCUGUAUCACAUUUAUCACUAGACAAAACAAUUCUCUAUUUAUUGUUGCUGUUGCAACCAGUAUGCACGUUCUGCGGACCAUAUUGUAAACGUUUAAACUCAUGAAGAAAAGCAGUUAUUCUGCCAUAAUUUUUGAAGCUUUUAAAUCAUUGUAUGUUGUUGCAUGAUGUUAUAGUGCUUUAAUAUUAUUUAAUUUAGCUCAUUAUGACA
Messenger RNA from Owenia fusiformis, 1994 nucleotides. The record is from the annotation of a GenBank genome assembly. NCBI's taxonomy places the organism in Eukaryota, Metazoa, Annelida, Polychaeta, Sabellida, Oweniidae.